Molecule: messenger RNA, 1044 nt
Organism: Brugia malayi
Lineage: Eukaryota; Metazoa; Nematoda; Chromadorea; Rhabditida; Onchocercidae
Gene: Bma-shw-1
Product: potassium voltage-gated channel protein Shaw, putative
Exons: 7
Coding region: 1-1044 (347 amino acids)
Biological process (GO): potassium ion transmembrane transport
Cellular component (GO): neuronal cell body membrane; axon; dendrite membrane
Molecular function (GO): delayed rectifier potassium channel activity
Source: RefSeq, a predicted model, not a curated record
AUGACACAUUUGCAGGUGAUUUCGGUAAUAUCCGUAUUUUUUGUGAUCACAUCAAUAAUUUGUUUCUGCUUGAAGACACAUCCAAAUUUCCGUAUUCCGGAUAUCGAUAUUGAACUCAGGAAUGAUUCUACUCAUGCAUUACUUGUAACAAAAGUCGCUACAAGAGCACAUCCAGCGUUUUUUUACAUUGAAUUUGUCAGUAACAUAUGGUUUACAAUGGAAUUAUUCAUUCGCUUUGUAUUUUGCCCGAAAAUAUCACAGUUUACCCGACAGGCAGUCAAUAUUAUCGACUUAAUAGCGACAUUAUCGUUUUACAUCGAUUGGGCGCUGGAUCGAACAAUAACUGGCGCUAAUCGCGACACUGUUGAAUUCUUUUCCAUUAUUCGAAUUUUGCGACUGUUCAAGUUGACGCAACAUUUUUCGGGACUUAAAAUUCUGUUCCAAACAUUUAGGGCAUCUGCUCAAGAAUUAUUGUUGCUGGCGUUUUUUGUGCUACUUGGUAUAGUAAUAUUCGCCGCAUUGAUUUACUAUGCGGAACGAGUAGAAACAAACCCAGACAAUCAAUUUCACUCCAUUCCGGUCGGACUAUGGUGGGCAAUCAUCACUAUGUGUACAAUUGGCUUUGGAGAUAUGGUGCCAAAAACAUAUUUGGGUAUGUUGGUCGGUUCACUUUGCGCGCUAAUGGGAGUAUUAACAAUUGCACUUCCAGUUCCGGUCAUCGUCUCCAAUUUUGCAAUGUUUUAUUCACAUGCUCAAGCUCGGUCGAAACUACCGAAAAAGCGACGGCGUAUUUUACAACCACAUGAAAUUAAACCAAUGGUUGGAAGAUUAGCAAGCAUAGCACUUUUCAACAGUUUGGCUCACAAAAAUGUGUCACCAAUUCAUUCGUCACAUUUGCUGGGUGCUUUAACUGCUACCACUCCAUUACUGAUGUAUCCACCGACAACAGAUUUCACUGCUAAUCUACAAUCAACCAAAAGUAAAAGCCAUCAUCAUUGCAUGAACAAUAAAAACAAUAUUUCGGAUGGUAAUAAAAACGAUUAA